Molecule: messenger RNA, 2142 nt
Organism: Rattus norvegicus (Norway rat)
Lineage: Eukaryota; Metazoa; Chordata; Mammalia; Rodentia; Muridae
Source: RefSeq, a predicted model, not a curated record
CCGCGCCGGAUGAGGCAGGGGCUGGCGACGGCGUUGUGGGCCAUGGGGCCGCGGCCGGGUUAGGGCACGGCGAUGUCGGGCUACGCGCGGCGGCAGGGCGCGCCCCCACUAUCGCGGACGCGGAGCCUCGUAGUUCCCGACGAUUUUGGCUAUGGAAAGGGGAAAUGUACUAAACAAGGUCCGUCGGGAGCCCAUGAGACGCGCUUUGGAGGUGACAAACUUGAAGACCUUGAAGAAGCCAAUCCAUUCUCCUUCAAAGAGUUUUUGAAAACCAAGAACCUCAGCCUGUCAAAAGAAGACACAGCCACCAGUCGAAUUUACCCGAAGGAGGCCUCGAGGCACCCACUGGGACUAGACCACAACUCCCCUGUCUCCCAGCCCAUGGGAUAUGGCCUGGAAUAUCAGCAGCCAUUUUUUGAAGACCCAACAAGAGCCAGCAACCUAGAGGAGGAUGAAGAGGACGGGUGGAGCAGAGCCUACCUGCCGUCUGCCGUGGAGCAGACUCACUCCAUGAGAGCCACGCAGAACUCAUCGCCCUGUGGCACCUACCUUUCCUUCUUUUCCAACGCGUCAGAGCUGGCAGGUCCUGAGUCUUUGCCCCCAUGGACACUGAGUGACACUGACUCCAGGCUCUCCCCAGCGUCUCCAGCUGGGAAUCCUAAUGUAGACUUUGCAGCUCAUGAAGAAUCCUUAGGGGACAGACACCUGCGGACGCUGCAGUUAAGUUACGAAGCACUGAAAGAUGAAAACUCUAAGCUCAGAAGAAAGCUAAGUGAGGUUCAGAGCUUCUCUGAAACUCAAACAAAAAUGGUCAGGACGCUCGAACGGAAGUUGGAGGCGAAGAUGAUCAAGGAAGAGAGUGACUUCCAUGACCUGGAGUCAGUAGUCCAGCAAGUCGAACAGAACCUCGAACUGAUGACCAAACGGGCUGUAAAAGCAGAAAAUCAUGUCAUGAAGCUGAAACAGGAAGUAAAUUUGCUCCAGGCACAGCUCUCCAACUUCAAGCGAGAAAACGAAGCCCUGCGGUCAGGCCAGGGUGCCAGCCUUACCGUGGUGAAGCAGAACACCGAUGUGGCCUUGCAGAACCUCCAUGUUGUCAUGAACAGUGCACACGCAUCUAUAAAGCAGCUGGUGUCUGGAGCAGAGACACUGAACCUUGUUGCUGAAAUCCUCAAGUCUAUCGACAGAAUUACUGAAGUUAAGGAUGAGGCAGACUCUUGAGAAUACGACCUGCCGCCGGGUCCCGGCACCUCUGCACCGAUGGCACCACACAGCUUCCAACUGUGUUCCUAACUAAGCAGUCCUCACCAAACCAUCUCACAGCCUAAGCACGUGACCGGGCACCUGCAAUACAGGGCUCCUUUCCACCGGUUGCACCUAACAGUUUACAUGAAGUCCUUUGGGGAAGUCCCACUGUUUGAUAGACUCACUGAUUUACUGGAAGACAUUUUUAUAAAACCCAGCAAUUUUUAGAAAGCACUAAAGCUGAAACAACAGUUUGGUAAAAAGCUUCUUCCACUGUCCCCUCAGAUUUACCUAUAGGAUGAGCUCCGGCUCAGGGCCAGUUUUACUAAGCAGAACACUAAGUGAGCCAGUGUGGAAGCGAGCAGCCUGUACAGGACUCUUGCUGUCACUCUGCCUCACGAACAGACGUUGACAUUGUGGCCUUCACGGACGGCUCCUGCUGUCAGCAGCCUCACCGAGGCAGCACCACUCGGUAGAUGCUGCUGUCCUACCAGGACCCUAGUACCAAAGUCACAGACUGCAUUGCAGAGCGUCACACACGCACUACUCUGGGCUACCAGCUUCGGGAAGCCAUUUGAGGCUGUUGGUUUUGAUGAGUGUUAACGUGUCAGUGCAUCUUUUGCAUAGUGCGGUUCAGACUGGAAUUAGAGCACACACCUACCUGCCUCAGGUCAGCACCAGUUCUUUGGGCUGGCUGGCUGGUUUUGAAGGACAAGCAGACAAAAGCAGCACCCUGUGCUGUGCUGAGGGGUCAGGGUUUGGGGACCACUUUCCUAUAGAUUUUUUAAAUUUCCCUCUUCCCCUCCUGUUGAGAUCAACAGCUUUCUUAUCUAAAUAAAUCUUGAAGAUCAAAAAAAAUAAAAAAAUAAAAAUAAAAAAAUAAAAAAAAAUAAAAAA